Molecule: messenger RNA, 2682 nt
Organism: Gymnogyps californianus (California condor)
Lineage: Eukaryota; Metazoa; Chordata; Aves; Accipitriformes; Cathartidae
Product: maestro heat-like repeat-containing protein family member 2B
Cellular component (GO): cytoplasm
Source: RefSeq, a predicted model, not a curated record
AUGAGAGCGCUCAGAGCUCUCUGCCCAUGCUUGGGUUCCCAGUCCAGACCUGCGCGUUCUGAGGACGGAGGCAGGGCGACGGGGACCGUCCCCGCGACCAUCACUACCUUUGUGGCCGUCGGGACUUCUCUGCUAAAGCGGCUGCAAGACCAUGAGGGUGACCGAGUGGAGACAUCGGAGCUGGAGAGCGUCUUGCAAGGAGAUGCCGGCUGUGACGAGCGUGUCGUGAACCGCCUGAUAGCAGAGGCGUCCAGGGACAUGCGAGCAGCCCAGGUGAGCUUGUUCUCUUUAAGACUGGCUGCUAGUGACGUCCUGGUGGCUCUGGCCCGCUCCCACUUCCACUUUGUCAUGUCCGAGCUCCAGAGCCACCUGAAGGCCAUGGGGAAGGUCCCUGAUGAGGUUGUGCUCCUCACCUUGGGCAAAAUGGCCCGCAGCUACGCCCUGCGGUGCAUCCCCUUCGUGGGAAUGACGCUGCUCGCCCUGCGCGCCAUGCUGAGCCGGGUGAGGAGCGGCCGGAUCCUGCGUGCCGUCUGCAGUGUUCUGGAGCAAUGGUCAAAAGGAGUCAAUACGUACUUCUGCAACCGGGAGCAAUGCCCCUUCCCUCGCAAGGGGGUAGCACAGUUCUGUGAAGCCAUUUACCCGGUCUUCCGCUAUGCAGUGGUAAAUUGGCUGGAGUGCAAGGAGGAAGAGGACAAGCAGGCUGUCCUGGGGGCGGUGGCUGCCAUGAUGGGGGUCCUUCUGCAUGAGGAGCAGCACCGAGAGCAUGCCUGGGAGCAGCUCCUCUGGCUCGUGCACCAGUAUCAGGAGGUCCGAGACACUUCCCGGGUCACCAAGCUCUCUGACGUGACCAAGGAGCCUGCCCGGCCCAUAAGCAGUGCUGUCCCACUGCAUGGUGCUGCAGUGGCAGGAGGCCUUUUUGCCUGGGAAACCCAGGAGGAUGGAGCUCUUCGAGCCCUGUGCGUGGACAUCCUGGGCUCGCUGGAUGUCUCUCGGAGGGGGAUGACCAAACGCACAAGGCUCAGGGAAACGCAGACCAUCCUUUUCGUCUUCGAGCUCAGUGGCAAUGCCAAUGUGGCGAAUUGCCCGGUUCUUCUCUGCAGCUCCUUGGCCGAGGCUGCUGCAGAAAAACUGAGAGCUCCCUGGACUCUGCCGAGUGGGAACACCGUUGUACUUAAGUUCCUGCAAGCGUCACUGGAGCCCAUCGAGGACAAGGCCUGGACCCUAGGCCUGAGCCAGGAGCUGAGCCAGCAGCUGGGCAGCUCUGCUGCCGGCUCCUGGGAGAAGUUUUUCCUCUACAAGGCUCUUGGGACGACGCUGGCAGCUUGUCGGGACCUCAGACACGUCCAAGGGCAGGUGCUGAGGUUCCUCCAGGAGACAAACCCUGUGGAGCUGUCGGAGGCCCAGGGAAUGAUUUCUGUUGUGUCCCACGCUGCCGAGAGACACUUCCACCUGGUCUUGGACACGAUGACUAUGUUCUCUGCUGCCUUCACCAGAGGCUGGUUCUAUCAGACUUCCAUGGGAUGGAAGCGCAUUGCGCUGCAUGCCCCCAAGGAGCAGCUGCUGACCCGUGUGGAUAAAGAAAUCAUGGGCAACAUCCUGCGGCUCUCCAGAGCCAAACAGAGGGACUUGCACCUCAAGCUCGCCCUGGUGCAGAGCAUCACCGAGGUCAGCUGUGCCAUCCAGGCUGUGGGCGACUGCGGCAGCUUUGAGCUCUCCUUAAAGCAGGAGGCGACGCGGACCCUGCUGGACUGGAUAAAGGGGGAGCCCUGGGACUCCCUGGUGUAUGGAGUGUUUCACGCCCUGGAGAAGUUGAGCAAGCUGAGGCCACCUCUGAGCAGGGAGGAAAACCGCAAGCUGCUGGCAGUGUGCUGCCAGAGCGUCUUGUCCUAUCCUUCCGAGGAGCAGAUGAAAAAGGGAAGGAAGACAGUGAGGGCAGCUGUGAACAUGCAGGUACCCACCGGCCAGUGCCUGCCCCCUCUGGCUCAGGAUCCCCCCUCAGUGCACCCUGGCAGCCCCAUGCUGCAGAACCUCAGCUCUCCUUUGCUGCUUUUAGCUUCUGCACAGAGAGGCAUGGAAGAUCUGGGCCAGCUCACAGAAAGCCUUCUGGAGGCAGAGGCGACCUGCUUUGACGACGUGGUCCACAGAGGAUGUCCUUGCAAGCAGUUUGGCUCGCUGGUGGGACUGCUGGGGUCUCUGACCAGCGACUGCCUGGCCACGUCCCAACAGAGGGCAUGGCUCUGCCUUGGCUACCUUCUCCAAAUGCAAGCCAAGACCAUGAAGGUGGUGCCUCAGGCACAUGAGAUCAGGUGCCUUUGUGAGGAGCUGAACAGCCCAGACACCGAGACUCUGCUGGAGACAGGCACCAAAAUAGCAAAGGUGCCAAAAAUCCUCAACACCCUUUACGCCUACAUGCAGCAGAGCACCCACAGGCCCUUCCUGCUCCGUGCAGUGUUUCUCCUCGCCCAGUUUCACCAGGAGCCCGUGAUCAGCAGUCUCCUCCAGAAAGGUCUGCCCAUGGACAGUGACACGGUGGAGCUGUGGAGGAGCCUGGGGAGAAGCAUCUUUGGGAUUCAGAUCCUGAGGUGCUUAGUGGAGAAACUAAACAGGGCAGGAAACGACCGCCUGGGACUGACUCCUCCACUUGUGAGCGGCACAACCGUCAGACUGCUCUGGAGACUCUGA